GGUACGGAAAUCCAGAGGUGGACGGCCGCUGGAUACACUGGAACCACAAGGUGUUGCCGCACUGGGACAAGCGCGUGGACGCACAGCACGAGAAGUUCGACUGGCGGCCUCCCGAAGAGCCGCAUUCCCCCUUCAUGCCGGAGCGCGGCCCUUACAGUUGCAGCGACAGCGCCACAUUGCACGCGCAGUUCCGUGAGCUUGCAAGCGCCGGAGUUGACUCUGCGAUGUGCAGCUGGUGGGGCAAGAAGGAUUUCGAUGGCAAGCGCGACGACGCAGACUCGGGCGCCAACACGGAUGUGCUCAUUCCGAAGGUUUUGGAGGCAGCGCAGGCGGCGGGCGUCGGCAUCAGUUUCCAUAUCGAACCGUACGGCGGGCGCACUCCAGAUACCUUCCUGGAGGAUUUGCGGUACAUCCACCAGGAGUAUGGCCCACACCCGGGAGUGUGGCGCGACCCAGCGCGGGGCUUACCCUUGUUCUGGCUCUACGACGUGUCAGUGCAGCAUUCGAAGAAGGACGCGAAGGCCUGGCGAAGAGUGCUGGACUCUGUGAGGGGCACACCCCUCGACGGCGUCUUCAUGUGUCUGUGGAUCGGCGAGCGGCAGGGCGCCGACGACGCCAGCUUCGUGGUCGAGGCG
This is a messenger RNA of Prorocentrum cordatum, 635 nucleotides long. Lineage: Eukaryota; Dinophyceae; Prorocentrales; Prorocentraceae. The record is from the annotation of a GenBank genome assembly.